Entamoeba dispar SAW760 is the source of this 1068-nucleotide messenger RNA. RefSeq lists its product as uncharacterized. The transcript has a single exon. The record is from RefSeq and is a predicted model, not a curated record. Bases 1 to 1068 code for a protein of 355 amino acids. Lineage: Eukaryota; Evosea; Mastigamoebida; Endamoebidae.
AUGAAAUUAGGAUAUAAUUCAAUAAUGAUAGUAUCAAAGUAUUUUGAUGAUAUUAAUGAUUUUAUUAAUUUAGAAAUUGGAAUUAAAAGAUUUCAAGGAAAUAUGGAACGAUUUCAUUUUAAUCCAAUUCCAUUAAAUAAAUAUUCAAGAAAAUUAUUUACUAAUAUUGAAACAUUUCAUAUUUAUAAUAAAUAUGAUAAAAUAUUUGAUGAUGGAAUAAUAUUUAAACAUGUAAUAUGGUAUCAAGUAGAUUAUUCAACAUAUUUAAAAGAGAAAGAACAAGGAAAUAUCUGUAAAAAUAUAAUAUAUACAGAAGAAGAUAGAGAUAAAUAUGGAAAUACAAUACCAUCAGAAGUUAAAUCACUUGGAGCUUGGUGUUUUUCUAAAUGUUCAUCAUUAACAUCAAUUAAUAUACCAACAUCAAUUAGUGAAAUAGGAUAUGGAUGUUUUAAUGAAUGUACAUCAUUAAAAUCAAUUAAUAUACCAUCAUCAAUUACGUCAAUAGGAUGUGAUUGUUUUUAUAGAUGUUCAUCAUUAACAACAAUUAAUAUAGAUAAUUUACAAUUUAUUAGUAAAGAAAGAAUAUUUAUGAAUGAACCAGUGUUAAUUAGUUGUGAAAUACCAGAUAAUCUACAAAUAAUCAAUGGAAAGAAUAUUUGCAAGAAAGAUAUUAAUGAAUUUAUUAUUCCAUCUUCAAUUACUAAAUUAGGUGAUUGUUGUUUUAGUUAUUGUUCAUCAUUAAGAUCAAUUAAUAUACUAGCAACAAUUAAUGAAAUAGGAAAUUGUUGUUUUGAUGGAUGUUCAUCAUUAAGAUCAAUUAAUAUUCCAUCAUCAAUUAGUGAAUUAGGAAAUUAUUGUUUUAGAUAUUGUUUAUCAUUAAGAUCAAUUAAUAUACCAUCAUCAAUUACGUCAAUAGGAGAUUGGUGUUUUAAAGGAUGUUCAUUAUUAAAAUCAAUUAAUAUACCAUCAUCAAUUAUAUCAUUUGGAGAUGGAUGUUUUUAUCUAUGUGGAUGUAAAGAAAAAUUAAAGAAAAAUAAAAGAAUACCAAGAGAUUGUUUUGAAUUAUGA